Molecule: messenger RNA, 3458 nt
Organism: Drosophila novamexicana
Lineage: Eukaryota; Metazoa; Arthropoda; Insecta; Diptera; Drosophilidae
Product: PIH1 domain-containing protein 1-like
Exons: 5
Coding region: 18-3020 (1000 amino acids)
Biological process (GO): box C/D snoRNP assembly; rRNA processing
Cellular component (GO): cytoplasm; ribonucleoprotein complex; R2TP complex
Source: RefSeq, a predicted model, not a curated record
AAUACAAGGGCGCAAACAUGUCGCGCCGCAGCAACUUUAUCGAGGGCAACGACAACUUUCGCGAGCAAAACUUGCGCUUUGUGAGGAACGAGUUCGAAGAAAAUAUAAAUCAAUACUUUGGCGGCACUGAAACGGCCGGCACAGGCCCAACUGCUGGCAAUGGAGCACCGCCGCGCGAUUCUAUUAUUGUACAACCGACGCCCGGCAACGGUGAAGCAAAGCCGUUCCGAAGCGUUGAACUGGAUCAACGUUCGCAGUACUUUCGCCAGUUGGGCCUCAAUCGCAGCCGAGCUCAUGCCCUGGCCGUUGGCUCCUUGAAGGUGCCCGAUUUCAAUUUGCGCGACAUUCAGCGGCAAAGAUAUCGCAUGAGCGUUGAGGCCGGCGACGAGCGCCAGGCGGAUGUGGACGCCUUUAUUGUCAAAGAAGUUACAGCUAUGAUUGAUUCGCGUCAGGAAAGGCUCAAGCAGCGUCCGCGCACUCCGCCGCCGCCGAGAGACAUCGAUUGGCAUGGUAAUGGGUGCGCUCCACGGCAACGUGCGCCAAGCCCCGAAAAUUUUGGUCUGACUCGCCGAUUCGACGAACAUGAACGAAAUGAACAGUUCCGCGAGCGUCAUGGCAAUUCUCGUGAGCGAAAAGAAAGCCAACGUGAGCGGAGCGAUGAUUUUCGUGAGCGCAACGAUAGAUAUCGUGAACGAAACGAUGAGUUUCGUGAGCGGAGCGAAGAUUUUCGUGAGCGGAACGACAAUUUUCGUGAACGAAACGACAAUUUACGUGAGCGAAACGACAAUUCACGUGGGGGAAAUCCAAACUUUGAACGGGAAGACAGUUUUCGUACCCGACAUUUUGAACGAAAUGAUAAUUUUCGUGAAGCGGAACCAUUUAAUGAUAGCCCAAGAUUUUUGGAUAAAAUUCGUAGCCCAAAUCAACGCAAAGAGCUGCAAUUCCAGGACGAGGAACGUUUCAUUGUUAACAAUAAUCGUGAACCAAUUGGUUCCAAUUUCGGCUUGAAUCGUCGUUCACCAAGUCCCGAAAAUUAUCGAUCAAAUUAUGAUAAUUUUCGCGCAGAGCGUCCAAGAAACUAUGAGAAUUCCAAUCAGAACGCUUUCGAUGAUGAUUUGAGGUCUGCUCCGCGACAGCUGCAGGUGGAAAACUAUCGUGGAACUAGUUCGGAGCGCAGACUAAUUGAUGUGCGUUUCGUGAAUGAACCAGAUGAACAACGUUUUUACAAUGAACGCAAUCAAAGUUAUCCCGAGGAUAAUUUUCGUCAACGGCCCGUUCUGGAUGAACCUUUCCAAAGGUGUGUACGGAAUGAGGAGCGACGUCAGCAAUAUGCAGACGAUUUUGGGCCAGGACCCAAUUUUGUGGGAAAUAACUUGAAUGAGGGAAAUGAAUAUGCUUUAAAUAUAAAUCGUUAUAAUUCUGAUGGAAAUUUGCCAGACGAACGUUGCAACUUUGAUCCCGAUUUCCAGGACAGGAACUUGAACAUGGGACCCGAUUUCCAGCCAGGUCCAAUGUACAACAACAGAAAUCAACCCAACUGGAAUAACAGCAAUAAUAAUAAUCCAAUGAAUCAAACCAAUUGGAAUGUCAAUAAUCCCACGAACCAACCCAACUGGAACAAUAAUAAUAACAAUCCCGAAAGCUUUGGCUUUGCAGGAGACAAUCCGGACAUGAUGCAGCCCAACAUGAUUUGGCCAGCUCAAAUGAGAAACAACUCGCAGAAGCCGCAGCUGCCCAUGAAUCCACCAAGGAGCAAGGAUAAUAGACCAAGUCAGGCGCAGGCUGCCCAAAGAUUAAUGCAACAAAAGCCAUCGCCGAUUCGAACUGGCAAUAUUGUCACAAAGAAACCCCUGAUUGCCAAUUUACCUGGCAACAGGCAAACGGGCGGCAAUCCAACCAAAGUAAAUAAACCAAAUCCAGGCAGUGCUGUGGCCAAAAAGCCCUUACUGCCAGCUCCGGCUGGCAAGAAAAAUGUUCGCAACAAUUUGGUAAAAAUUAAUACGAUUACAAACCAAAAUCCAAACAGGCCGAGCACAUCGCAAGCCGCCAGCAAUCUGAUAAAUCUAUCAACAGCAGCUUCCCGAAAUGCCAACAAGCGUGCAGCAGAUGGGACUUGUUCAGGAUUUUGGACCAAGGCCGAGCUUAAGAGACGCAAGCUGGCCGAGAAGCGUGGAUUUUUGAUUGGCGGCAUCAAGCUGCCGUAUAUAAACAACAGUGCCAGGGAGUUGCCACAGCCGGAGGAUAAGUCCUAUGCGAUCACAUUUUUCGAACAAGAACCCAUCUACAAUACGGCCAUUCAUGUGACGGACAAUGAUGAGGGCGACAUGGCCAACAUUGAGUCGGACGAGAAUUCGGAUGAUGAUGAUGCGCCGCCAACGGUUGCCAACCACCGGUUGGUUCUCAAGCCGGGCACCAGGAAGCGCAAUGCUAUACGCAAACGGAUCAGUGCCGCCUGGACGAAGACGUAUCGGGCGAAUAAUUAUAAAUGCUGGCUCACCUGGUGGCAGGCGUACAAAUGGUGCGAAACGGAGCUGAACAAGCAGCUGGAAAGGUUCGGUUCGCUCAAUAUCCGGCAGGCAUUUCUGCCCAACUAUCCGAAGAAGACCACGGAGCAGGUGAUUAACAUGGUCAUGAAAUCGGCUCAUUUUGCGCUCGAGGAGAACACAAGCUCACAUUUUCGUAACCACAAAACUCUAUACAAGCUCAUGAAUGAGACGUUUCUUGAGAAUCUCACGUUGCCCGUUGUCGAGCAGCUGCAGGAAAUGAUACGCGGCUGCCCGAAUCAUUUGUGGGUAUACAAAAUGCGUAGCAUGGUUUAUCUGUGGGCGGAAUACUAUAAAAUCUUUAAGGCCAAUCCCAGAAAUGGGGCCCAAUUUGGGGCCAUUCAGUCCAAAUGGAAGAGUCCCGUCUUCCACUGGAUGUGCAAACAGGCAUUCGAUGAGCUAAAGGCAAUCAGUGCAAUCGAGUGGCCUGAUCACGCUAAGGAGUAUGCGCGUCUGAAAUCUGAAAAAGAACUAUAAAACUUCAGAUAUUUGAAUUUUAGUGACUUUGAAUUUAAAUGAAAACGUAUUGAAAUCAAUGAUGAAUUAAAAUAAUGUACGCUAACAAGCUUCUUUUGUACUUAACCGCAGGAUAAAUUUUGCAAUUGAGUUGGCCAGGGCUGCAAGCCUAAAGUUAUUUGAAUUUUUUGCCACUUUAAACUUAAUUGAUACAAAUAAUAUUGUUCUCUUAACAAGCAGUAACAAGUUGACUUUGUACUUAAUCACAGGAUAAACUUUACAAUCAAGUUGUCUAGGGCUGCAAACACAAAACUGCAACUGGUUCGGUUCACGGUUCAAACUAACUCGCGGUCUAGUUUCGGUUCGUGAACCUGAUUUUCUACGUCCAUGAAUACGGACUUUGGUUUGAUUAUACUUAAUUUUAAGAAAAGGAAAAGGUUAUUUUAAGUUUUAACAAUC